This is a messenger RNA of Colletotrichum graminicola M1.001, 3549 nucleotides long. RefSeq names its product leucine Rich Repeat family protein. The record is from RefSeq and is a predicted model, not a curated record. The coding region runs from base 1 to 3549 and encodes 1182 amino acids. The transcript is spliced from 2 exons. Gene Ontology annotation, molecular function: protein binding. Lineage: Eukaryota; Fungi; Ascomycota; Sordariomycetes; Glomerellales; Glomerellaceae.
AUGGAUGGAAAACAGGCUUCCGCGAGGUCCAGCAGCGGUAUCCCUCGCUUAUCGCGUCUGCCUCUUCCCAAGCCCACACCCACGCCCACGCCUGCUACUGUCCGACCUUCUCCUUCGCGAGAGGGCUUGAACUCGGGUCUGAGGAAUCCUCGACUUCGUCCAGCUGCCUCACGUGAGCAGUUGGGUCCAGUCGUCGCCCCCAAGCAGCCCGUAUCAUCCCGUAUAGCUUCGAAACCGCCGACCCGAGAGAUCCAGCCGCCCUCUUCGAGAAAGUCGGAAUUGAGAGUCUCGCCAGCCGCCCUCAGAACCUCCCGCAGCGUAACCAGACUGAAGCAAAAGGAACCUUCAUUCAACAAGCCUCCCACCCCGCCAGAAGAGCCCGAAACGACUGCUCUUUCACGCUCCACCAGCCUCUCGCGCCGAUCGUCAGCACUUCACACCCUGACUCCCGAGUUCGAGCCAGCAGUGCCAGACUUGCCUCCUCUGCCCAGUGCAACGAGCCCACCGCCCGCCACCGAUGAUGCCGCAUCCCACGACCUCCCGGGCUUCGACACCCCCAAGGCCAAGUCCUUGAAACCCCGACCCUCCCUCUCCGAGCGUACGAUAGAAACCCUACAACAGCUACAGUCUUCGCCUACCCUGAGCAAGAAGACGUCGUCCUUUUUCGAUCCCGAAGGCACCAUGCGACCUCGUUCACGCGCCGGCAGUGGCCACUCGAGGCCCGGCUCGAGCUACGCCUCGGACGGCUCCGUCCGCCCGACCUCGCGUGAUAGCAGGCCCGGCUCGUCUUCCGCCGCUGACGAGAACCCCUUUGCCAAUAUCCAACAGGCCGCUACUUCUCCCCGACUCCCGCCGGCCUCGGUUGAACGCACCCCUUCUCGUCGUGUUUCCAGCAUCCGCUCUCUCCGCCCACCCGCCAUAAAAGCUACACCCCAGCCAUCACCAUCGGGGCUCCCGUCUGCCACAGGCAUCCCACUCGCCCAGACUCCUAGCCCGACAAGGACAACCGGCAUCAUGCCACCCCCCAAGACUGGCGCAACGGCGAUCGCUUCCCCUUCUCUCAAAACUCGUGCCUCGGCCACCGGUCUCUACAAGAAGCCAUCUCUGUCAUCAAUGAGCCGAGCAUCCCCGGCGGCAGCAGUUCUUUCGCCUCCUCGCAAGCUGAUGCCCGCCAAGUCGUACGGGUCCCUGAGGAAGCCCACCCCUUCAAAGAUUGGCAGCCCGGCCCCUGCGGCCUCGACUGAAGCCGACGAAGAGUCUGUUGCCAGGAAGUCCUCCAACGCUCUGCGGGAACAAAUCGCCAAGGCGAGGGCAGCCAAGCGCGCCGCAGACCGGCAAGCUGCCGAGGCAGCAUCCGCCCCGGCCCCGGAGCCAACCUCAGAGGCUCCCUCGAAUCAGACGGACCCUCCCAUCGUCCCGGACGACAGUGGGUUCAACUUUGGUAUUGCUGUUACGACCGAUACUUUGGACGCAAAUGACCCUUUCAACACCAGUGACCCCUUCAACACCAAGAGAUCGGAUGUCUCGCAACAAAAGGUCAUUCAACAGAGACUCGCCGCCGCGCGAAACAGUGGACGGCUCAACAUCGCAGCCAUGGGCCUGAAGGAGAUCCCCGCUGAAGUCCUCAAGAUGUACGACAUGGAGUCCAUGGGUACUUACGACGGCUCAUGGGCCGAGACGGUCGACUUGACUAGAUUCGUGGCUGCCGACAACGAGUUGGAGACCAUCGACGAUGCCAUCUUCCCAGACGUCACGGCAGAGGAAAUGGCUCAGGACGAGGACUCGAAUGGCAACAUUUUUGGCGGCCUCGAGGCGAUGGAUUUGCAUGGCAAUGCCUUGAUCUCGCUGCCAAUGGGAUUGAGACAGCUUCCUCUGCUUACAUCCUUGAAUCUGUCCCAAAACCGCCUGGCCAAUAAUUGCCUCCAAGUCAUCACUCAGGUCAAAGCCCUCCGCGAUUUGAAGCUCGCCAACAACCUCCUUUACGGCCCUUUGGAUCCCACCUUUGCAAACUUGGAGAACCUGGAAAUUUUCGACCUCCACGGGAACAAGGUCUCUGCGCUCCCUCCCGUCAUCGAGAACCUGUCGAGGCUGCGUAUUCUCAACCUUGGCGAGAACAGCUUCGAGGCUCUGCCUUUCACAAGCCUUGCCAAACUUCCGCUGACGGAGCUCCUGAUGAAGAAGAACAAGCUGACGGGCACCUUGAUCCAAGAUGGAGUCGAGACCCUGCCGAACCUUCAGAUGCUGGAUAUCUCCUGCAAUCAGUUGACUCGCUUGGUGCCUUCGGGGUCCACCAUCAGCCUCCCCUCGGUUCACCAGCUCGUUCUGUCCAUGAACCGCCUGCAAGAGCUGCCUGACGUCACCUCAUGGACCAGUCUCAUGACCUUGGCCGCUGACGGGAAUGCCAUUCCCGAGUUUCCCAUUGGCUUUACCGGCCUUACGAAGCUCAGACACGCCGACUUCUCUGCUAAUGAUAUUCGUGUCGUCCCACCGGAAAUCAGUAGGAUGGACAACCUGACCCUCAUCCGGCUAGCGGGCAACCCCCUUCGCGACAAGAAGUUUGUCUCUGCCACCACGGAGGAGUUGAAGGACGUGUUGGCCGCCAGGCUCGAGCCACCCGAGCCGUUCCAGGAGGUCGACGCUGUUAUUAUCCCUGACGACGCACCAAGCAACACGCUUGCGGAACCCCACGAAAUUCACCCGGCCGCGAAACCCGCCCCGGCCGAGACUACGGCCCGUGAUAUCGCCCAAUCGGACGAGGACAGCUUUGCCACCCCGCCCUCCUCGUCGCCUACGAGCCCCGCAAGCACGCGAUCGCGGACUUUGGCUAAUGAAACCUGGCCCGUCAAACAGGGCCUUUUGGACCGUUCCAACACCAAGUCUUCGUCCUUGCACCCAGUCAUCUGUUCCAAAGUGGCUGCCGAAAACAAGGUUAUCGAGGUCCAGCUGCACCAUAACCUCUUGACCUGUUUUCCGAACUCGCUGUCCUUCUUCGCCGAUUCUCUUGCCGCUCUCUCGCUCGCCCAUAACCAGCUGGUUGGUGAAUCCUACCUGACGGAGGAACUCGACCUCCCUGUGCUGCGCGAGUUGAAUCUCGUUAGCAAUCACAUCACCAGCCUCUCGCCCUUGACUACUCAUCUGCAUGCCCCCCAGCUUGAGAAGAUGGACGUCUCGCUCAACCGCAUCACGGCCUUGCCGCCCAACCUGCGCGCCGUUUUCCCCCGUCUUGUGGUUUUGCUGGCCGCAAACAACCAUCUGAUCGACCUUGACCCCGUCACCAUCCAGGGCAUGGAGGUUGUCGAUGCCGGCAACAAUGACAUCGCGCACCUGAACCCCAAGCUGGGUCUGCUCGGCGGUAGCGGAGGACUGAAGCGCCUCGAGGUCUCCGGCAACCGGUUUAGAGUCCCGAGGUACAAUGUGCUUGAGCGUGGCACCGAGGCAACUCUACGGUGGCUCAGGGGACGAGUCCCCGUCGCGGAGAUGGCUUCAUGGAAAGAGGGUCAGGGUGAUCCCGACGAUGCGUCAGACACCAGCCUGGCGGACGUCGAUUAA